UUUUACUGGAUAACUGCAUUAACAAACAGUACUUUGCUUGGGGUGUUGCAAAGUCAUCUCUGUUCAUUUUCAUACGAGGUUCGAUCGAAGCUGGCUCUUCAUCUUCGUUAUACAUGAUUGGCCUAGGCCCUUUGCGACGGAGAAGGACAAACGCUCCCGAUGUAGGAAACCAGUUAGAGUCUGUUGGAGUUGUUUUGAAUCCAAAAGAUAGCAAUAUUUAUGAGGUAAACGAAGAGGAUACGCUAGAUCAGUUGGAAAUAAUGUCUUGCCGGGACAGAACUUCUGAAUUUCUCUCAACAAUCAAAUCACUGCAAUCGAGGCAGGGAAAGAUUCUUCCUGGGGCUGGCAAAGAAAAUGGCUACUUGCGUCCAAGGAGUCAAUUCACUAUUCUUGCAAAGAAAAUUGGAAUGGACAUCAGCAACACAUUUGUGAAGCUCGAAAAGCUGACACUGUUGGCAAAACGCAAGUCUUUGUUUGAUGAUAAAGCAAUUGAAAUACAAGAACUUACCUAUAUCAUCAAGCAGGACAUAACCCAUUUGAAUCAGCAAAUUUCACAGCUACAUCAGAUUGUUAAUAGCAAUCAUACAGACAAGAGCAAACAUGUGCAAACACAUUCGCAUUCUGUGGUGAUUUCCCUUCAGUCAAAGCUUGCUCACAUGUCAAAAGACUUCAAAGAUGUUCUAGAAGUGCGAACUGAGAACAUGAAACAACAGAAGCAGCGACGAGACCAAUUUUCACAAGGUCCGAUGGCAGACAGCCUCCCUUCUGCGGCGCUCUCUGGACAUAUUUCAGGAUCGGCUCUCCAGAGAAAUAGCUCGAACCCAAACCAGCAGGAGGCAUCAAGUUCUAUUGCCAUAGAAAUGCCAGGCUUCGAUAACCAUGGAAGUCAAGCUCAAGCUUUUGCAGCACAGGAGGAUUAUAUAAAAACGAGGGCCGAUGCUAUGGAAAACAUAGAGCAAACUAUUGUAGAACUUGGAGGAAUAUUUUCACAACUGGCACACAUGGUUAAAGAGCAGGAAGAAGAAAUUAAAAGAAUCGAUUCAAAUGUCGAAGAAACUGAAUCAAACGUCGAACUUGCUCAUACUGAGAUUCUGAAGUACUUUCAGUCAAUAUCAUCAAACCGUUGGCUAAUGAUUAAAAUUUUUUUCGUUCUUAUUGUUUUCUUCAUAAUAUUUGUUGUUUUCAUGACCUGAUAUGAAUCCUUAAUGACAUUUAAUUGGUGCUAAUAUAGAGUAUAAAUGUAGUGUAUUUAAAAAAACUGUGUUUUUCUUUUUCGCUAUCUUUCUUUCAUUACAAAAUCAGUUAAAA
Messenger RNA from Rhopilema esculentum, 1308 nucleotides. RefSeq names its product syntaxin-5. Gene Ontology annotation, biological process: intracellular protein transport; vesicle fusion; endoplasmic reticulum to Golgi vesicle-mediated transport. The record is from RefSeq and is a predicted model, not a curated record. NCBI's taxonomy places the organism in Eukaryota, Metazoa, Cnidaria, Scyphozoa, Rhizostomeae, Rhizostomatidae. Gene Ontology annotation, cellular component: endomembrane system; SNARE complex; Golgi membrane. Gene Ontology annotation, molecular function: SNARE binding; SNAP receptor activity.